GCCCGGGGGGCCUGCGAAUGUUUAUUCACACGAACUCAAUCAUGGGACAAUCGCUAUUUCAUCUUAGCGCCCUGUUUUUCGCUGUAUAUUUUAACGUGGCCGAUUCCCAGCAACGCUACUCCUUAGAAACCCGUUACACCGACAUGCCGGUAACGCAUUACGAAUGGCAGAAGCAAAUGGAAACGUUCAAAUUGCGGUACCUGGUGAACAACAAGUACCACGUCAGAGGCGGCCCGAUAUUCGUAUACCUGGGCGGCAGGGGCGACAUCAACGUCUACUCUCAAAACACCGGAUUCCUCUUUGAAAUUGCCGCCAAAUUCGGCGCCCUAAUCGCCUUCAUCGAGCACCGCUACUACGGGGAAUCCCUACCUUUCGGCAACGAGUCAUUAGUCAUCGACAAUCUCAGAUACCUGACAACUACAGAAGUACUGGCCGAUUUCGUGCAGACCAUCGACGUGGUGAAGAGAGAAGCCCUGGAGAAUUUGGUGUCGUUCGACAGACAUCCAGUGAUAGCGUUCGGCGGCGGCUACAGCGGAUCGCUGGCGGCCUGGUUGCGCAUGAAGUACCCGUUUCUGGUGCUGGGCGCGAUCGCCUCCUCAGCGCCAAUGAUCUACUCAUCGUCGGUGACCAACUGCGAGUGUUUCAACGACGUCGUCACCAGGACGUUCGAGAAGUACGGGCAGGAGCAGUGCGUCAAGACCGUUAAGCUGGGAUGGGAGAUCAUCGUGAAUUUAUCGAGGAGCAAAUUAGGUUUAGAUUUCAUAUCGUCGACUUGGAAACUGUGCAAGCGAAUGUCGAGCGCCGAGGACGUGGAAAAGUUGCUGAACUGGUUGAACAACAUCUACGUGAAACUGGCGUUGAACAACUACCACUACCCCAGCGAUUUCUUCAUGCCGUUGCCGGCGUACCCGUUGAAAGUCUUCUGCGACAAGCUGACCUCGUCGUUCUUCAACGACACCAAAGGCCUGGUGGAGUACUUCGGGCAGGCGUUGCAGGUGUACACCAACUAUUCGGGCAAAUCGGUGUGCAACAGCCUCGAGGAACCGACGGAUUAUCUGCUGAAGUACCAGGAGUGCACCGAGCUGGUGAUGCCCAAGUGCUCGAUCGACACGGACAUGUUCAUCAACAAGCCGUGGGUGUACGAAAACUUCGCGCUGGAGUGUCACGCCAAGUACGGCAUCAGCGGCGUGAAGGCCGAUUGGAUCACGCUGGCGUACGGCGGCAGGAACAUGAAGUACGCCUCGAACAUCGUCUUCAGCCACGGCGAAAUGGACCCGUACACGUGCUACGGGAUGCGCAACAACGCCUCGUCGACCGUUUGGACCUUCGACAUCGCCGAUGGGUCGCAUCACGUCGACCUGAGGAACCCGGACGUCUCGGAUAACAACUACAUUUUGACGGCCAGAAGGCACCACGUCCAGGCCAUCAAUACCUGGCUUAAAUUGAAUUGAAUUCGUUGAUUGAUGAUGUUCCUCUUUUGUUCAUCGUACUAUUGUUAAUAUAAAGAUUUUCGUUUGAUUUUUGAUUAAUAAAACAUUUCUA
Phyllotreta striolata is the source of this 1542-nucleotide messenger RNA. Lineage: Eukaryota; Metazoa; Arthropoda; Insecta; Coleoptera; Chrysomelidae. The record is from the annotation of a GenBank genome assembly.